Phyllostomus hastatus (greater spear-nosed bat) is the source of this 3289-nucleotide messenger RNA. RefSeq names its product synapsin-1-like. The record is from RefSeq and is a predicted model, not a curated record. The transcript has 8 exons. NCBI's taxonomy places the organism in Eukaryota, Metazoa, Chordata, Mammalia, Chiroptera, Phyllostomidae. The coding region runs from base 1 to 750 and encodes 249 amino acids.
AUGCAGGUCCAAGACCCUCGGGGCCCGCAGAGCAACACUCCUCCUCACUCACCCUCCGACUGGCCAGGGGCGCCGCCAGCACCCAGGCAGAAGGGGCGACCGCCUCUGGAACGUGACCCGCCUUCCACACACAAACAGGAGUUCAUCCUCCUUGCAUCUCGGAGGAGGGACGAGGAGCAGUUUCCAGCUCCCCUCUCUUUCCAUCUGACGCCUGGGGAGGAGCCAGGGACCACGGCCCAGUGUCCUAGGUCCCCAGCCAAGGUCCGCCUCCGUCUUCCCUCCCUGCGCCGGCUGGGACCACAGGCUCUGCCCUGCCAGGUGCCCGCAGCUCAGCCACCUGCUGUCCCUCAGGUCUGCCUCGGAAGAGCCCAGGGCUGCCGGCAGAAAGCACCCAACGGGCCCCUGGCUGGGCCUGGGGCUGCCCGCCUCCCCCCAGGAGCUGCGGACAAGGCCUUGCCCCGAAUGAGAAGAGUGAGGCCGGGACCUGCCAAGGGGACAGAGAUCACAGUAGGGAGGCAGGGGUGUGGCCUCCAGGUCAGAGCUCUUUUGCCGACCUCACCUGCGGGCAGGUGUGCAUCCCGGCAGGACGGUCCGAGGGCAGCUGUGGCAGGAAGAGUCAUACCAAGGGAAGGAGCAGUGGGUUCCAGAAAAACCAGCUCGGCCUGGAGGACGGCUGGGUCCGCACGGGGAGCCGGUGGCAGGCCAGCUUCUCGUCCGGUCUGGGAGGGCUGCGGCUUCAUUUGGGAGUAACCGAGAAGUCCUUCCCGGAAAAGGAGGUUCCAGAGAAAGGCAGAUCAACUCGGCACGGGAACGAACGUCUGAAGUGGAGUGCGUUAUCAGAAAUGACGACAGCUUCCAAACUUGGAUGACAUCUACGCACCAAUAAACCUUCCACUUCUGGGACAACGGGAGGGGCGGCCAGUCUGCCUGGACCUCUGCUGCCAGCACUCUGAGGACCGCUGGCCUCGCACGGGCCGCUGGGGCGUGGAGCGGGGGAGCGCCCCCACGCCUACGGCACGCUCGGUGUCGGCGCAGGACCAGGGAGGGUGAGGUCGCCUGGAGAGGUCGCUGGCCUCCGUGUCAUCUAGGAUGACAUCUGGAAUCUCCAGGUCAGAAAGGGGGGGUCCACCUUCCUACAGACCUGCCGGCUGGGCUGAGUAGCUCUGGGAAUUCUUCCACACCUCGAGUUCCACUCCAGAUCACAGGCAAUUCGACCAGCCAACCGGCGCCUUCGCCCCUUCGUGGGCAGGGCGGGGCUCGGCGUGCGGCCCAUGGGAUGUGUGGGAGUCGGCAGAUGCCCCCAACUCCGGGCAGAUGACUCGGCUCACACACCAGGCUAUUAAAAAUCUUUAUUGCUAAUUUCCUUCUCCAACAGAUACAGGUUUUUAGUUGAAAUAAGAAGCCACGGCAACACUUUCACUUGUCUCCUUCAGAAGAUGAGACCGAUCAGGCCCCCACUGUUACAAGGUGGGGGGGCCGUGACCUUGACAAGGACAGGCUGGGGCAGAGGACACAGCACGGGCCAUGGCACGGAUCCCGGACGGGAGCGACAGGUACAAAGACAGGGGCCGCCAGCGACACUGGCGUCUACACCUGACGACAGACGCUGCAACCUGGGGGGAGGUGGGUGGAGAAAUGCACCAUCCCCAGGGGCUCCGCUGGAGCUGCAGGGCACUGAGCUGAGCGUGAGUGUGUUUGUGAGUGUGUGUGUGCUCACACUUGCACAUGUGUGCACACACCGCCCCCUGGAGCAAGAUGCUCUGAGGCCCCUACUGGGGUCCCCACAGUCCUUGUCCCCUGGGGACCAACAGCCUUUGCAGUUAACAGUCAGCCACCAGGGCCAGGGGCCGUGCGUGGAGGAGCAGGAGGACAGGGGUCCAGGCCCCCGACACUCGAGACUCAGCACAGCGUGGCCCUCCCACAGACACAGGGGUCUCUGGGGAUCCUGCCUGGGACAUUGUGACGGUCAGCCCCUGUGCUCCGCGGCAGCCCGAGACCUGAGAAGGGGGGGGUGUUUGGCUCUGAGAGUCUUCUCCUGGUUCUGGGUCCUGGGGGCAGGAAUGGGGCGUCUGCCUGAGGGGAGGGUGAGGGCUGCCCUCUCAGAGGCCAGCAUCUCCCUCCACCUCCGCACUCAGAUCCCGCCCCUGUGAGAGAUGGGGAGGGGGCAGGCUGCCCCCAGGGGGCGGGGGAGGGCAGGUGGGAAGACUGCAAGCUGUUUCUCAGGCUGGGCUGGAGCGCCAGCCCAGCAGGCCUGGCUCAGGGAAGCACUCCAUAAACAAACACCGUCGCUGUCUCUUCCCCGCUGACACGGGGAGACCCUUUGGAGGGCGGAGCAGUGAGAGGCACAGGCCUGGAUGAGAGAACCCGGGUGCUGGCCGGGACCUGCGGCCCCGGCCCCGGUGGCAGAUGCCUCUGGAGCCUUGCUGGGGGGGCAGGGGGGUGGUGUUUGGGGUCAAAGCACUGGCAGGCUUUGUGGGCCCAGCUGGGGUCUGUGUGGGGGUGGGUUCCGGGCCCCUAAGCAGAGACCUGUGCUACACGGUGGGGUAUCACAGCUGUGCAGGAGCAGCCCCGUGCCACACGCCUCGGCUCAGCACAGGCGGGCCAGAGGGGCUGGCUGGCGGUGGAGCAGUCCCACCCCGGCUGGGGAAGCUGGCUGGCUGCCAGCUGCUGGGAGCGAUGCAUGUAAAUCCUGCCUGACAGUCAGUCACCUCUAAGCCCCGGGGCCGCUCCUUCACGACAACGCAAAUCUCCUGGGGGACCCCAUUUUCCAGCGGUGGAUCCUGCUUGGGGUCCUCGAGGUCCCCUUGCCGGCAGAGCCAGGCGUGGCCAUGAAAGCAAAUGCACCGUGCAGCCGCAGAGGGACCGCUCUGGGCAGGGUGGGGAGAGGCCGUGCCAACAAGGGGUCACGGGCGAGCCGAUGGGAAACCGAAAACACACACCUACCGAGAGCCAAUCGAAUGCAAACACAAAACAUGUAAAAGCAGCAAGCUCUGUGUAAUAAAUAUUGCAAAGCGCACUUGGUUUCUUUCUUUUUUUUCUUUUCAAGUCAAAUAUAACAACCAAUGUCCCAAACCCUGUUUUCAGCAUUCAAAAGAGAGAAGAAGCUGGUGCCGUCGGCAGAACACCUGCAGCCAAUCAGAGAAAAACGCUGUUUCCCAUCAGCCAGCCCAUCCGACAUCUUCACGUUCCUAAAAAGUGACCCAAAUAAAGCACCGGAGCUCGGAGAGCUUCUUGGGAAGCCAUAUAUAUACCGAAGAGCGAAUUAAAAAAAAAAAAAAAAAGUAAGAGU